GGUGAUAUGAUUGUAAACACCUCCCAGCUGUCUAGGUUGCAGGGCACAAGGAGCAGUGCACACAUACAUGGCAGCUCCCCAGCACAGCCCUCAGCUGGGCAAAGAGAUCAACUUUGUGGCACAGGAUAUGAUCUGGAAAUCACAUAUCAAGUCAGAGAUGGAAACUGCCAGAUCGUGGCCUAAUAAUUGGGGAUUUUUAACAACAUCUCAUAACGAGCUGGUGGAAAAUAAGACUGAAGAAAAUAAGGUCCAAUUAAAAGUUCCAGAACACCUCCAGGUUCGUCCGGUGACCCCAGUGGAAACAUACAUCAAGGUCGGCCCAUCACCAGCUAUUCCCCAAACCACUCAGGGCUUAAUAGGUUGGAGAUCCACCAUUGCAGAGCUGCAACUUGAACACUACGGCAGAUCCAAAUACCUGAAGGGAGACUUCUGCAAGUCAAUGAACUGGCCAGCUGAAGGCUUAUCCUAAUGUCCUAUAAAGAGCCAGCGCAGUCUCCACCAUGUACUGCUAGCCCAAACAAACUUUGGAGAAGUUGUAAAAAAUUAGGUUAAAAUGGAAAUAGCAGUUUUUUGCAUAUUUGCUUGGUCGACAGUAAGAUGGGAAAAACAAAUUUAAGAUUAUCUCUAAAAGUUAAAGCUAUGCAUAGAAAAUAAGUACCUAGCGCAAACAUUGUACCAUAAAACCUGAUUUACAGUCA
This is a messenger RNA of Pseudophryne corroboree (corroboree frog), 698 nucleotides long. It is a transcript of the gene CIMIP1, whose product is annotated as ciliary microtubule inner protein 1. The record is from RefSeq and is a predicted model, not a curated record. Bases 68 to 469 code for a protein of 133 amino acids. NCBI's taxonomy places the organism in Eukaryota, Metazoa, Chordata, Amphibia, Anura, Myobatrachidae. The transcript has 4 exons.